CUUUGGCUCGAAAAGUGCACGGAGAAAGCUUCACUCACAACCACAAGCACACGACACGAAGCUCGAAGACACAAGACAAUGAAUCGCAAGUGUUUCCUUUCCUACUGUUGGCCUCACAAAAGGCUCUUCAUGAAGUUGGAGCAAGCCCUCACCCACGCAGGUUACGAAGUGUGGCACGACAGCCAAUUGGACGGAAAGUCGAUCCUUGAGACGCAGGGCGAGGGCAUUCAGGAGUCUGCAUUCGUGAUCAUCGACUACUCACCAGAGUAUAGUGAGUCAGCCUCUUGCCGCGCGGAGCUGCACUACGCCCACAAGCUGCGCAAGCCUAUUUUCUUCAUCAAGACGACGCGCAAAGAACCACCGGCCGGUUCAAGCUUGGACUUUGCCUGUGCAGGGGCCCCACUUGUCGACUACUCAAGGGUCACCUCCACUACACACGAACGCCGUCGCAACGCGCAGCUAUUGAAGCUAAUUGAAGCACGCUUGAAUGGGGGACCGAACGAAGACGCACUCGCGUAUGGUUAAAUUGAGCGCCGCAAAGCGUGCAAUGCCCUUGCGCACCAUUGGAUUACCUUGUUGUCUUCGAACGAGCUAACUCUCAUGAAUGGCUUCGCCACAAGGGGUUGCUCAUGGGCAACGCAGUGAUGGUUGUUUCGAAGUACCACGGCUUCACUCCAACCUGGCUCUACUGCCGUUCCUUCUCGCAUGCAUAUUUGCACAGUCGCAUAGAUACAAUCUCUUUCUCCCCUUGCACUGCAGCGUUCUGUGUUCUGCUGAUUGUACUUCAUCUCGUGUGUCUGCGUGUGAGCACAGGUCCAAUGACGAUGGGAGCGAAACCGCCUUCAACGAGGCGCUAGAACAGAAGAUGCGACAGCAUACGAGCAUGCACGCCGAUCGAGAAGCAACUGCAGACAACGAGCAGCAACCACACGAGCGCCUGCUCGGUGCCUGCAAGAAUGGCGACGUCGCAGCUGUCACUUCCCUCAUCAAGCAAGACCAUGCACAUGUCAACCACCAGGAUGAACAAGGCGACACGCCGCUGCACGUUGCCUGCAGGCACAACCAGCCUGCCAUUGUGAAGCUGCUGCUCGCAGAAGGCGCAGACGUUUCCAUCACGAACACCAGGGGCGGAACGCCGUUCAUGGUCGCACAAAAACGCAAUUUCCACGACAUCACCGCCAUCUUAGGGCUCGGGCAAGAGCAGCAUCCGACCGCUGCUUCUGACGCAACAGACGCUGAGCAUGUGCACAGAGAGGCGGUGCAGGCGCGCAUGAUGGACAUUGCGGAGCGUUCCGACACGCACAUGGCGGGGCGAGCCAAGAUGGGCGUCUCUGGCCAGGGCCGCGCGGGCAAGACGACGCUUAUGGACUCGCUUCAGGGCAAGCCGUUCAACAAGCAGCAGCACUCCACACUCGGCGCCACCACCAACGACAUGAGGGUCACCGUCCACACCAUGGAAGUGUGCGACUGGAAGGAGAGCGACCAGAGCACGUCCGAGUUCAUCCGCAGUCUCGUUGGCACGGCGAUGGCACGCGAGGCCGGCGUGGACGAGGAGCUGAAGCGCGCGUCAGCAAAGGCACAGGCGCAGCACGCCACCCGUGUUACCGAGCAACAGCACGAGGAGGCCAAGAAGCAGGCCAAGAAGCAGGCCAGGACGGAUGACAAGAAGCAGUGCAAGAAGGGCCAUGGCACAUCCACAACUUCCGCUCCAUCAUCCGACAAGGCGUCCACCGCAGCCGUGCCUGCACCUGCUGCAGGUCGUGAUGCCUCCACAGCAACGCCUGCAGCAAAGGAGCAGCACCCAGCUUCCAGCCACGCCGACGUUGGUGACGACGAUGCUGACGUCGUUGCCGUGACCACACCAUCCGUUUCGAAGGAGGAGGUGGAGAAGGCAAUCAAGGACAUGGACUUUGAUGCGACAAUUGGCGAAGGCAAGAUGCAGGUCUCCUUCAAGAUCUUUGACCUGGGCGGCCAGUCCACCUUCUACGUCUUCCACCCUUUCUUCCUCACCAGGUACGCCGUGUACCUGCUGGUGUUCUCGAUGGAGGACCUGUUACACCAAGACGAGAGCAAGCGGACAGAGGCGUGGGAGUUUAUGGAGCACUGGCUCUCCUCCCUUCACCUCCACGCAAAGGGCGCACCCGUCCUCAUCGUGGGCACCUUCGCUGACAGGAUCAACGAGCGGAAGGAGCAUGAGCAGAUCUCGCGUGACAUUUACAGUCGCCUGCGCCACAACCCCGCUUUCCCUUGCGUCAUCCACAACGACAAGCACGGGCUGUGGUUCUGGCCCGUUGACAACACCAAGUCCAUCGAUGAUCCCAUGAUCCAGGACCUGCGCCAGACCAUCUCCUCCACAGCCUUAGCGCAGGAAUACGUGAGCCAGGAGGUGGCUGUGCCCUACCUCCACCUCUACGACAAGCUCAACGCCAUCGCCCGCGACGAGGAGCGGCCGCUGCUCACGUUUGACGAGGUGGUCCAGAUUGCGCGCACAUGUGGGCUGCGUACACGUGAGGAGACACGGACCUGCCUCCAGUUCCUGCACCUGUAUUCCAUGGUCCUGUACUACGACAGCGUGCCAGGCAUGGAGGACUAUGUGAUCCUUAGCCCGCAGUGGGCGGUGGACAUGAUGACGCGCGUCAUCCGCAACUUUGACCUGCAUCACGAUGUGCGGGAUGGCGAGGCGAGGGCCGUUGGCGCGCAGCUGUGGGACGACCUUGUUGACCGCGGCAUCCUGCACCGCCGUCUGCUUGAUGUACUGUGGGGGGACGUGGACAGCAACUUGGUGAUGCCGUUCCUGCGCCUCAUGAUGCAGUACGGGCUGUGCAUCCAGUACUCUCCACCCAAGCUGGUGGAUAGCCGCACGGCACUUGCUCGCGCCAACUCUGGCCACGGUGCCCACGCUACAGCCAAGGGCAGCAAGGGCAACAGUCCAGAGCAGCAGCAUUACCUGGUCCCAGCCAUCCUGCCAAUGACGAUUCGCCACAACAACAGCGAGAUGGCAUCCGUGUCACUUAGCACGACGGCAGCACAGCAGGUCAACCCGUAUCUUGGGCACGAGGAGAAGACAGCCUACGUCACCUUCAGCCUGAAGCAAUUCAAGCGAAGUGCGAGCGUGUGUGCUCGAGACGCACGGCACGCGUCGUUCCUGCCCGAGGGGUUGUUCACCGUUGUGCUGGCACACGUGAUGGUGCACGCACAGCACGGCGCAUCCCAGCAGCCCAAGCUGAGCCGCACCCACGCCGUCUGCUUCAUGGAGUCGACCAAGCUUGAGCUGCAGCUUGUGCCGGCUGUUGGCGGCAUCAAGAUGAAGAUCACAAGUGCGCAGCCACGCGCCAUGCUGCACAUGCUGCACACCAUGAUCAGCGAGGCCAUAAGAGAGCGCUACCCUGAGCUGAAGAGCAGCCUGCUGCUGCCAUUUGACGACAAGACGCUGCUGUUCUUCGAGGACGUGCUGCACCACCACAAGCGCAAGCAGGACAUGUGGGUAGACGAACAGCUGCUGUCACCCGAUGACCUGAUCGCCAAGUAUGGCCCUCUCUUGCCCGUUCUCGGCCUGCAGGACAAGUAUGACGUCUUCAUCAGCUACCGGCAACGCGCCAGCAGUGGGCUGGUGAUGGCGCUGCAUCCGCGCUUGGAGCAGCGCAACCUGGUUGCGUUUCUGGACGCCAACAACCUGGAGACGGGCCUCAACUUCAAGCUGUCGUUCAUGACGGCGAUUGGGCUGAGUCUGGUGGCCUGCCCCAUCGUCUCUGCUGCCACCAUCAUGCAGAUGAGGCAGCUGCAGCACAGCGACUACUGCGACAACGUGCUGCUGGAGUGGAUGACGAUGCUGGCGUUGCACGAGCACCAGCGCAAGCACGGAGGGGGAGGUGAGGGAGAGGCCGCAGACCUGAUCCGGCUUCGCCGUGUCGUGCCCGUGGUUGUUGGCAGCGUGUGGCACAACACAAGCGACAGCGGCAGCACGAGCCGCGCCGAGAUGGGCGAGUACGACUCGUUUGACCGCAUGAAGCAGCUGACGAUGAAGUUACCAGAUGUUGUGAGCAAGGCGACAGCAUCAGCCCUCGACCAGUACUUUACACAAGUACUGCAUCUGCCGCCGCCACAAAACCACAAACCUGUACGUGAGGCGGUGCUGUCGCUGUUUGACAUCGACGCCGUCAUUGUAUUGGACGCCACUGUUGACCGCACUCUGCAGCUGCGCGACAUUGCAGAGAAGGUGCGCCAGGUCGUCGCUUCUGCCAGGAGUGCAGAACAAGCAGCACUGGAGCCAGCAACUGCACGUCGAUCCACUCAGUCCUCCCAGCCGAUGCAGCCGUCUGAACCGGCCACACCACAGUCCCCACAAGUGCCCCAGUCACCCUCACUUCAGGAAGCUGGCAUCGUGUUUGACGCGGAGUUUGAGAAGUGGCUGUCGGUCAACAAGCUGCGCAUGCAUGUGGAAGGUGCCCUUGCGCACGUCGGCGCUACAACCUUUGACGUGCUGACUGUGCUGGUUGAUGCUGGAGAUGUGAGCGUGGAACGGUUGCAGGAGAUGGGUGUUCGUCUCGGGCACGCGCGACUGUUCAUGCAGCGCUUUGACGAAUAUCGUGCUGCGGCCGACGCUCAGAGGAAGCAGGGCGGUGGCUGCUGUGCCCUCAUGUGAUCGUACUGUCACUUUGUUUGCCUUAUGUUGUUGCGACUUUCAAUUGUUUGCUCCAGCCAUUGCCACUUCCGUUGGCUUUCGUCACUCCUGCUCCCGAUUCCUUUCUGUUUCUUUGCGUGUGUGGUUUUGUUCCGUUGUCACUUCCGCAGCACUUCCUGAUGUCGUCGGCGCUCCAACGCCCAGAUGGCACUGUUCGCUCGCUCAGGUGGUACGCGAUCCCCUCGUGUGCUGGAUACCCUCUCCUCUCGCUGUUCUCGCCGCCACAUAUGAGAGUGUCACAUUCUCUUUGCUUCUUUCCAAGUGCAUGUGAAUUGCAUUCCAACGUCUAGCCGUGUUAUAUUGCUUUCGUCUGCCAUUCGCUUGUGCUUCUGUUACCUUUUCCGGCCUGUGUGUGUGUGUGUGUGUGUGUGUCACAAGCUUCUGUCCCCCCGCCCCCAAUUGUGUGUGCCAAGCAACUCCUCUCUUUGAGCCACUUUGAGCUCGUUGGUGCGCUUCCACCUUUCUGUUAUCCUGCCUGGCGAGUGUUGCUUCGUUGCUUUCGUUUCCACCGUUACCAUCGUGACACCACGACGUAGUACAUCCACGAGCAGAA
Molecule: messenger RNA, 5234 nt
Organism: Salpingoeca rosetta
Lineage: Eukaryota; Choanoflagellata; Craspedida; Salpingoecidae
Exons: 11
Coding region: 605-4642 (1345 amino acids)
Molecular function (GO): protein binding
Source: RefSeq, a predicted model, not a curated record